CUUGCUGGCGUUGGCACUGCCGCAAAGAGAGAGCGUGACAGUGGGACAAGGCCUGUGCACGCGUCCGUUAUGGCUACCAGCAGCAAGUCGCACCAACGGACGGGGGAGCAAGCAUGGGGGAAGAUAAACAAAGUGAACGCGGAGCUGUUCACGCUUACGUAUGGGGCCAUGGUGAUGCAGCUGAUUCAGGACUUCGAGGAUGUAGGGGCGGUCAACAAGCAACUCGAGAGCAUGGGUUAUAAUAUCGGCGUCCGGCUGAUCGACGAGUUCCUCGCCAAGUCUCAGGUCUCGACGCCCUGCACCGACCUCAAGGAGACCGCCGACGUCGUCGCAAAGGUGGCGUUCAAGAUGUUCCUCGGGGUAACGGCCGACGUUUCGUCUUGGAACGGCGACGGGACGGCGUUCAGCCUGCUCCUGUACGACAACCCCCUCAUAGGCGAGUUAAAUUCGUGGAACUCCCUCCUCAGUACAGUGGGCUCCUCUACUCCAACCUACUUUGCGGGGUAAUUCGCGGCGCCCUAGAGAUGGUACAGAUGAAGGUUUCCUGCCGGUGCGUGCGAGACGUGCUCAGAGGGGACGACGUCAACGAGAUCAGGGUGGAACUGAAGGAGAUGAUGGAAGACGUCAUGGACGAGGACUACAAAGAGGGAUAGCGCUAUAUACAAGUAUGGCGUUGUCCAAAAUACUUCUCCAAUGCUUUUAUGAUUCCAAGUCGAUUUGGACGCCGGCGUUGUUCUUACAUUUGUGGCCUCAGGGUGACUUGACGGCCUGCUGCGCUAUUCUCAAGUGAUUCUUAUUCUCAAGGUGAAUGGACGUCUGCCUUAUUCUCAAAUUUGUUGGACAUCUGUGCGUUGGCAAGAGAGAGACAAGAUCGAGUGCUGAUGUUCCUCCGUGAUAAUUCGCCAGGGCAAAGCAAGCACGACGGAUUUACUCAGACUGUGUGACCUCAGCUUGGAUGCCGUAGUGAUCACCGAAAGUUGGUUCACCUCUGUGGCUCAAAGUAUGUGUACGAGAGAAUGAAAAUACUUCACAGGAAUAUGCGCUGACUAUGCUUCCUACACGUUCGGCCGCUGUUCUGUAAGUGACGUAGUCUCGAGGGAGCGUUUUUUUUUGUCUCCUCAAGCCGUGCACUUCCGGCUACAAUGCCAUAGAGAAACUCCCCCGCUAAGUCACGCGCGGUUGUCGCUGCCUGAGUCGCAUUUCCGCGUCUGCUGCGCGGGGAGAGUUUUGAUUCUUCAAGAGCAAGUGACUCAGCUGGCUGCCCAACUUCUCUGGCGCAAGCCUACCGCAGGAAGUUGGCGGCCUCAAGAGACGCCAUGGCCAAAAAGGAACCCUCUUUCUUGGGACUAAAAACCCCGGAUGGAUAGGAGGUUUUCGCGAUUUGGAAGGCUUUCCGUUGAGGCAGGGGGGGCUGAGGGAUGUCAGGGUCGAAAGGAACCCCGCUUCCUCGGGACUUGGAACCCCGGAUGGACCAGAAGUCUUCGCGGUUAGAAAGGCGUUUGGUUGAGGCGUGCGGGGAGAGCGUCGUCCUGUGCGUGCACACCCUGGAUCGGUCCGAGUACCGUUCUGAGCAACUCGCGCAGAACAAUGGGAGCGCCUGCUGGAAGCAUGAAGGUAGAUAGUUUCUGGUGUUGCUAUUGUUUGCCCUCCAGCAGCGUAGUCGUUGGGGACGUUUGCAGGAGAGAUGGUGCCACCUGAGUUCUUCGACGCUGUUUUUGGCGAGAUUAGCCGAGACUUUUGGUCUGUCGUUAGAACACAGUGAUGAUGACCGCGAUGCCUUGGGAUGAUGUGUUCCGCCAUAAUUAUCUAGUGGAAACCCCCCUUUUUUGGUCUCUGUUGACGGUGAAUAGUGGUUCAGCUUUUAUCGCAGUGGGGGGAGAGGGGGCUGCUGUUAGUUGCUGCCUCAAUGAACGGGCCACUGCUGUAGGUGGUGUGAAUAAAUAUUGUGUACAUAGGAACGGUGGGGCAACAAAGCAGAAACAAAAUAAAUGAAGACAGAAGCUUCUGUGUGACCUUCCGCCUGUGUGACCUCGGUUGAUACGUCGGGCAUGCAUGCCGAAAGGCCUGUAACUCCGGCGCCAGAAUAGAUGGGACAACACACAAACAAUAGGUAGCCGUUCGUUUUUGCCGGAAAGUGUUUAUUUCUUGUUUCCCUCGGAAGAAAUCAAACGUUGUUGGUAUCACCUUGGUUUCCGCCAGCAGAGAAUGUUUGACGUGCGUACCAAGGAGGCGCUCUCUCGUAACUGGGUGAUCAUCGUUUGCCCAAGAACCGUGAGCUUGUAUUCGAGCUGAGGUAUGCAGAGCUCGAUUAAAAGACAGUUGUGA
This is a messenger RNA of Ectocarpus sp. CCAP 1310/34, 2325 nucleotides long. NCBI's taxonomy places the organism in Eukaryota, Phaeophyceae, Ectocarpales, Ectocarpaceae. The record is from the annotation of a GenBank genome assembly.